AUGCAUCAAGGGGCCGUGUUCAUGUUUUACCUUGUGGCGGUACAUCUGUUGACAUUAUCACGUCUUGAGCUUAAUACUUCACUCAGCUUCCAAAAUCUUCACUCAGCCCCAAAAAAUUUUAUUCAGCCCCCAAGACCUUCACUCAGCCCCAAGAAUCUUCACUCACAUAAAAAAUAUUCAUUCAGCCCCCAAGACCUUCACUCAGUCCCCAAGACAUUCAUUCAGCCUCAAGAUCUCCACUCAGCCCCAAGACCUCCACUCAGCCCCCAAGACCUCCACUCAGCCCCCAAGACUCACUCAGCCUCAAGCAUCUCCACUCAGCUCCCCAAGACCUUCACUCAGCCACCAAACCCAAAACCUCCACUCAGCCCCCCAAGACCUCCACUCAGCCCCCAAGACCUCCACUCAGCCCCCAAGACCUCCACUCAGCCCCCAAGACCUCCACUCAGCCCCCAAGACCUCCACUCAGCCCCCAAGACCUCCACUCAGCCCCCAAGACCUCCACUCAGCCCCCAAGACCUCCACUCAGCCCCCAAGACCUCCACUCAGCCACCAAAGCCUUCACUCAGCCCCCAAGACCUUCACUCAGCCCCGGGGUAUUUCCAGUCUUUUUCCAGGUGUGGACGUCUGGUGUCCACUCACCGGCCCCCCACGACCACUCCCGGAAGUCAACCUCCGCCACGACCCAGCAUGACCUGCGGCCACGUCUUUGGGACCUACUUUCAUUUUCAUAUGGACGAGACACAACACAAACAACACGAGUCAUCACAACACGAGUCAUCACAACACACCGUCAAAGCUGUGGCCGCAGUACCUGCCGUAACCUCCUUCACCUGCUACUGCUCCUUAAACCAUGUCUUAGUAGCCUCCUUCACCUGCUAUUGCUCCUUAAACCACACCUCAGUAGCCUCCUUCACCUGCUACUGCUCCUUAAACCACGUCUUAGUAACCUCCUUCACCUGCUACCGCUCCUUAAACCACGCCUUAGUAACCUCCUUCACCUGCUACUGCUCCUUAAACCACGCCUUAGUAACCUCCUUCACCUGCUACUGCUCCUUAAACCACGCCUCAGUAACCUCCUUCACCUGCUACUGCUCCUUAAACCACGCCUCAGUAACCUCCUUCACCUGUUACUGCUCCUUAAACCACGCCUUAGUAACCUCCUUCACCUGCUACUGCUCCUUAAACCACGCCUUAGUAACCUCCUUCACCUGCUACCGCUCCUUAAACCACACCUCAGUAGCUCCUUCACCUGCUACUGCUCCUAAACCACGCCUCAGUAACCUCCUUCACCUGCUACUGCUCAAAUCCAGUAACCUCCUUCACCUGCUACCGUCAUUAGUAGCCUCCUUCACCUGCUACUGCUCCUUAAACCACGCCUCAAUAGCCUCCUUCACCUGUUACUGCUCCUUAAACCAAGCCUUAGUAGCCUCCUUCACCUGUUACUGCUCCUUAAACCACGCCUCAAUAGCCUCCUUCACCUGUUACUGCUCCUUAAACCAAGCCUUAGUAACCUCCUUCACCUGCUACUGCUCCUUAAACCACGCCUUAGUAACCUCCUUCACCUGCUACCGCUCCUUAAACCACACCUCAGUAGCUCCUUCACCUGCUACUGACGAGGAUGGCGUCCAGCUCCCUCUUAGUAUAUGGAACACCACACUCAUCAAGGUGUUCUAG
Homarus americanus (American lobster) is the source of this 1677-nucleotide messenger RNA. RefSeq lists its product as uncharacterized. The transcript is spliced from 4 exons. The record is from RefSeq and is a predicted model, not a curated record. Lineage: Eukaryota; Metazoa; Arthropoda; Malacostraca; Decapoda; Nephropidae. The coding region runs from base 1 to 1677 and encodes 558 amino acids.